AAACCGCGAUGCCGAUCUACCUAUCGAUGUCCUACCACAUACAUAUUUUUUCAGCCAACUAAUUCUGCAAGCGUAGAAUUUUGUAUUCAGUUGUAGGACUCUUAGAAUUUAUAAAUCCUCCAGGCCAGAAAUCGACUAAACCGCAAUGCCGCGCGACUACGACAGAGAUUACAACGAGGACGCCGCCGACUACAAGCGGAAGCGACGCGACGAGGAGCCAGCGGCUACCGGUGCUCCAGAGACUCCUGAGGCGGAUGGCGGCGGACACACCACCAGCCACGCCGCCCUCCGGGACACGCCCCAGCUAAAUGAGAAGACCAACGCCUAUCUACAGGAGUGCCUGCUGGAAAAAAAGACGCUCGAGAAGAAGCACAUCAUCACCAAGCGUCUGCUUGACGACGAGGUGGAAAAGAUCUUGGUCAGCGGCCGCAUACCCAAACCCGAGAUCUAUGCCAACGUGUACAGCGAAAAGCCCAUCCGUGUGGCCCAGAAAGUCUUGUUCCCCAUCAAGGAGUACCCCAAGUUCAAUUUCGUUGGCAAAAUCCUAGGCCCCAAGGGCAACACACUGCGUCAGCUGCAGGAAGAGACUAUGUGCAAAAUGGUGGUCAUGGGGCGCAACUCGAUGCGCGACCACGGUAAGGAGGAGGAGCUACGCAGUUCCGGAAAUCCAAAGUACGCCCAUCUCAGUCGCGAUUUGCAUGUGGAGAUAUCCACGGUAGCGCCACCAGCGGAGGCGUAUCACAGGAUCAGCUAUGCGCUGGGCGAGAUCCGCAAGUUUAUGAUACCAGAUGCCAACGACGAUAUUCGAUUGGAGCAACUACGCGAGAUGGACGGCAAGGAGCGCAUGUACAAGAAGUCUCACCACUAUUCAAAGUCUUAUGGCGAUCAUGGCGCCUACAGUUCCCGCACCCCGCCCCCUGCUUCUUCGAAGCCUAAAGUCUAUUCGAUUCUGGAGAAGGCACGAUAUGUGAUGGACGAUCCCAACUAUGGGAUCGUAAAGACGCACAGAUCACGGGACCACGAGCUAUACGACCACCAUGGAGAAUAUGAUCGCUAUGCCACACCGCCGCCCCAGACAUCGAAGCACUCGACCCACCACGCCCAGUAUGACAGUAGCUCCUACGAGCGCGACUAUAGGCGUGAGUAUCACCCCCACUCGUCCUCCUCUUCCUACGCGGCGGCCUAUCCAGCAAAACCAAGCAACGGUCGUUCAUCAUCGUCAUAUCGACCAACCACCUCGGGCUCGGGAUCACAUUCAUCUGCUCACUACGAAACUGGAUCCCGAUCUCGAGAAAGCGUGCGAUAUCGCUCGGCUCCAUAUCCGAAAAUACGUUAACCCAUCGAUUUUCCAAAACACCAAGAAACCAACCCCAACCACAACUACAACAACAACUUCAACAACAACCACAACUAAACAAAGUUAAGCAUAAAGAAUAAAAUAUAUUCCAACGAAUUAUCAAAAAAAUGUUUGAAGUCAACAAUCCAACUAUGCACACCUAUUAAAUAUACUAUCUAAACGAAAAUCAAAUAAAAAACGUAACUUUUUAUUCCAAUUAUUGUCCAAUA
Molecule: messenger RNA, 1566 nt
Organism: Drosophila teissieri
Lineage: Eukaryota; Metazoa; Arthropoda; Insecta; Diptera; Drosophilidae
Gene: qkr58E-1
Product: KH domain-containing, RNA-binding, signal transduction-associated protein 2
Exons: 5
Coding region: 146-1336 (396 amino acids)
Biological process (GO): regulation of alternative mRNA splicing, via spliceosome
Cellular component (GO): nucleus
Molecular function (GO): mRNA binding
Source: RefSeq, a predicted model, not a curated record